Messenger RNA from Fundulus heteroclitus (mummichog), 8326 nucleotides. It is a transcript of the gene cnot1, whose product is annotated as CCR4-NOT transcription complex, subunit 1. Gene Ontology annotation, biological process: nuclear-transcribed mRNA catabolic process, deadenylation-dependent decay. The record is from RefSeq and is a predicted model, not a curated record. Gene Ontology annotation, molecular function: molecular adaptor activity. Gene Ontology annotation, cellular component: P-body; CCR4-NOT core complex. Lineage: Eukaryota; Metazoa; Chordata; Actinopteri; Cyprinodontiformes; Fundulidae. The transcript is spliced from 49 exons. Bases 334 to 7485 code for a protein of 2383 amino acids.
CGCCGCGGCGGUGACAGACGCCAUUUUAUUUUGAAAAUCAAACUGAACUGGAGGCGCUGCAACCCUUCCAUUUCAUCAAGUUUGUUGUGGGGAAACUAGAAGGAAUGACGAUCUGAUUUGCUUUACUGGAAGCACGAUGCUGUCCAUUGUUUUAAACUGAAGGAUUCUACCUGCUAGCACUGGGAGCCACUGAUCGGAGCACACAUUUGGAAGCCAACAUUUGUCGCACCUUUUGGGGGGGGGGAGCAGAAGUGACCUAUCACUGAAGUGACUAAAGGGGAAUAAUGGUGAUUUUGCGCCGCGCUCGGCUGCCUGCUUCCGCCCCAACCAGCAAUGAAUCUUGACUCGCUCUCGCUGGCUUUGUCUCAAAUCAGCUAUCUGGUGGACAAUUUAACGAAGAAAAACUACCGAGCCAGCCAGCAAGAAAUACAGCAUAUUGUAAAUCGUCACGGUCCUGAGGCAGACAGGCAUUUACUACGCUGUCUCUUCUCCCAUGUGGAUUUCAGUGGCGAUGGUAAAAGCAGUGGCAAGGACUUUCACCAGACACAGUUUCUGAUUCAGGAGUGUGUGUCGCUGAUAUCAAAGGCAAACUUUAUCUCUACUCUCUGUUACGCCAUCGACAAUCCCCUGCACUACCAGAAGAGUUUGAAGCCAUCUGCCCACCUCUUUACUCAGCUGAGUAAAGUACUGAAACUCAGCAAGGUCCAAGAGGUAAUUUUUGGCCUUGCCCUGCUCAACUCCAGCAACACAGAUCUGCGGGGAUUUGCUGCUCAGUUCAUCAAGCAGAAACUUCCCGAUCUUCUGCGGUCAUACGUUGACGCAGAUCUCGGAGGAAACCAAGAAGGUGGCUUCCAAGACAUUCCCAUAGAGGUGUUGCACCUGCUGCUCUCCCAUCUACUGUUUGGACAGAAGGGAGCCAGUGGGGUAGGGCAGGAGCAGAUUGACGCCUUCCUCAAGACACUUUGUCGAGAUUUCCCCCAGGAGCGCUGUCCUGUGGUGCUCGCACCACUGCUGUACCCUGAAAAACGGGACAUUCCCAUGGACAGGAUCUUACCAGACUCCGGGGAGUUAGCUAAGACCAUCAUGGAGAGUUCCCUCGCAGACUUCAUUCAGGAAGUUGGAUAUGGCUUUUGUGCCAGUCUGGAUGAAUGCAGAAACAUAAUCCACCAGUAUGGGGUGAGAGAGGUGACAGCCAGCCAGGUAGCCAGGGUUCUGGGAAUGAUGGCUCGUACCCACUCCGGCCUAUCUGAUGGUAUCCCUCUGCAGUCCAUCUCUGCUCCUGGAAGUGGAAUUUGGAGCGAUGGUAAGGACAAGAACGACGGCUCACAGGCACAUACGUGGAACGUGGAGGUUCUCAUUGACAUCGUCAAAGAAGUUAAUCCCAACUUGAACUUCAAAGAGGUGACGUAUGAACUGGACCACCCGGGCUUUCUAAUCCGGGACAGCAAAGGCCUGCAGAUCGUGGUGUAUGGGAUCCAACGAGGGCUGGGGAUGGAGGUCUUCCCUGUUGACCUGUUUUACCGGCCGUGGAAACACGCUGAAGGACAGCUGUCGUUUAUUCAGCACUCCCUGAUGAACCCUGAUGUCUUCUGCUUUGCUGACUACCCCUGUCACACCGUGGUCAUUGACCUCCUUAAAGCUCCACCUGAGGAUGACAACAGGGAGAUUGCUACAUGGAAAAGUCUGGACUUGGUGGAGAGUCUUCUGAGACUGUCUGAGGUUGGGCAAUACGAACAGGUGAAGCAGCUCUUCAGCUUCCCAAUCAAGCACUGCCCGGACAUGUUGGUGUUGGCACUACUGCAGAUCUCCAUCUCAUGGCAUUCGUUACGCAAUGAGCUCAUUUCUACCCUCAUGCCUAUCUUUCUUGGCAACCACCCCAACUCUGCCAUCAUCCUGCACUAUGCCUGGCACGGACAGGGACAGUCUCCUUCCAUUCGUCAGCUGAUUAUGCAUUCAAUGGCUGAGUGGUACAUGAGAGGGGAGCAGUAUGACCAGGCCAAGCUGUCUCGCAUCCUGGAUGUGGCCCAGGACCUAAAGUCUCUAUCGAUGCUGCUGAAUGGUACUCCAUUUGCAUUUGUCAUUGACCUCGCUGCACUUGCCUCUCGCCGUGAAUACCUCAAACUUGAUAAAUGGCUGACAGACAAAAUCCGGGAGCAUGGGGAGCCGUUUAUUCAGGCAUGUGUUACCUUUCUGAAAAGACGUUGCCCAUCCAUCAUGGGAGGUCUGGCUCCCGACAAGGACCAGCCCAAAAGUGCCCAGCUGCCCCCGGAGACUUUAGCCACCAUGCUUGCCUGUUUGCAGUCAUGUGCUGGGAGUGUAUCCCAGGAGUUGUCCGAGACAAUCCUCACUAUGGUUGCAAAUCGUAGCAAUGUGAUGAAUAAAGCUCGGCAGCCUCCACCUGGAGUGAUGCCAAAAGGGCGCGCUCCCAGCACCAGCAGCCUGGAUGCCAUCUCUCCUGUACAGAUGGACACCCUGACCGGCAUAAACUCCUUGAAUCUUGGUAGCACCGCCACUUCCCACUCUCAGAGCAUGCAGUGCUUCGCCACCUCGUUGAGCUCGGCUCUCAGUAAUCCUCUGUCCCCCUCAAAGGCCUUCCCACCACUUCCAAACCCUAACCCCAGCACACCUUUUGGGGUUCAUAGCAGUAUCAGUUCGCAGCUUCCUGGUAUGGACACUGGUAUCAGCUCCAGCAUCGGCUCCAGCCUGGGAAUGCCGUCAGUAAGCACGGAUCCUUUUGGUACUCGGAAGAUGAGCACACCUGGCUUGAACCCUCCUACCUUUCAGCAGACGGAUCUUUCUCAGGUGUGGCCAGAGGCUAACCAGCACUUUAGUAAGGAGAUUGACGAUGAAGCAAAUAGUUACUUCCAGCGUAUCUACAACCACCCACCUCACCCGACCAUGUCUGUCGACGAAGUACUGGAAAUGCUUCAGAGGUUUAAGGACUCAACCAUCAAGCGAGAACGAGAAGUGUUCAAUUGCAUGCUUCGAAACUUAUUUGAGGAGUACAGAUUCUUCCCUCAGUACCCGGACAAAGAGCUGCACAUCACUGCGUGCCUCUUCGGUGGCAUUAUUGAAAAGGGUCUCGUCACCUACAUGGCUCUGGGUCUGGCCCUGCGAUACGUUCUUGAAGCCUUACGAAAACCGUUUGGAUCCAAAAUGUAUUAUUUUGGAAUUGCUGCACUGGAUAGAUUCAAAAACAGACUUAAAGACUACCCUCAAUAUUGUCAACACCUGGCCUCAAUUGCUCACUUCUUGCAGUUUCCUCACCAUUUACAAGAGUGUGUGCAGUAUAUCGAGUAUGGCCAACAGUCACGUGACCCUCCGGUGAAGAUGCAGGGAUCCAUCACUACACCAGGAAGUGUCGCUCUGGCCCAGGUUCAGGCCCAGACCCAGCAGCCUCCCAGCCUCAAAGCCCCACCGCCAGGCCAGCCCAGCACCCUGGUCACCACCACCACCACCACAACCACCGCAGCCAAAACGGGCACCAUUUCAAGGCCCACAGCCAGCACCUUUAAGAAGGAUAUGCCCCCCUCCAUAAACACUACCAACAUCGACACGCUGCUGGUUGCCACCGAUCAAACGGAACGGAUAGUAGAACCUCCAGAGAACGUCCAGGAGAAGAUUGCUUUUAUCUUCAACAACCUUUCUCAGUCCAACAUGACGCAGAAGGUUGAGGAGUUGAAGGAAACCGUGAAAGAAGAGUUUAUGCCCUGGGUGUCUCAGUACCUGGUGAUGAAGCGUGUCAGCAUUGAGCCCAACUUUCACAGUCUCUAUUCCAACUUUUUGGACACACUCAAGAACCCAGAGUUUGUCAAGAUGGUUCUCACUGAAACCUACAGAAAUAUUAAGGUGCUCCUAACCUCUGACAAGGCAGCUGCUAACUUCUCUGAUCGCUCCCUACUGAAGAACCUCGGCCACUGGUUGGGAAUGAUUACACUGGCCAAAAACAAGCCUAUCCUCUACACAGAUCUGGAACUCAAGUCUCUGUUACUAGAAGCCUACGUUAAAGGCCAGCAGGAGCUCCUUUAUGUGGUUCCCUUUGUUGCUAAAGUCUUGGAGUCCAGUCUACGGAGCAUGGUCUUCAGGCCUCAGAACCCUUGGACCAUGGCCAUUAUGAAUGUUCUCGCUGAGCUCCAUCAGGAACAUGACCUCAAGCUAAAUUUAAAGUUUGAGAUCGAAGUUCUGUGCAAGAACUUGUCGCUGGACAUAAACGAGCUGAAACCAGGGAACCUGCUGAAGGACAAAGACAAGCUGAAGAACCUGGAGGAGCAGCUGUCUGCACCAAAGAAAGAAGCAAAGCCACCGGAAGAGAUCCUGCCGCCAUCUACCACAGGAGACUUUGUUCCAUUUCCAGCUCCUCCAUCAACCCCAGCUGCUACCACCACCACAUGCACCACCACUGGGCCUCCGACUCCACAGUUCAGCUACCAUGACAUCAACGUGUACGCCCUGGCAGGCCUGGCUCCACAUAUCAAUAUAAAUGUCAACGUUGCUCUGCUGCAGGCUCAUCCUCAGCUGAAACAAUGCGUGCGUCAGUCUGUGGAGCGAGCGGUCCAGGAGCUCGUGCACCCCGUGGUGGACCGCUCCAUCAAAAUCGCAAUGACCACAUGCGAGCAGAUCAUCAGGAAGGAUUUUGCCCUGGACUCGGAGGAGUCUCGCAUGCGUGUGGCUGCCCACCACAUGAUGAGAAACCUGACCGCCGGCAUGGCCAUGAUCACGUGCCGUGAGCCGCUGCUGAUGAGCAUAGCCACCAACCUGAAGAACAGCUUCGCCGCUGCACUGAGGGCACCAACCCCACAACAGAGAGAAAUGAUGGAGGAGGCUGCAGCCAGGAUUGCUCAGGACAACUGUGAACUGGCUUGUUGCUUCAUUCAGAAAACUGCUGUGGAGAAAGCCGGCCCUGAAAUGGACAAGAGACUAGCAACGGAGUUUGAACUGAGGAAGCAUGCACGCCAGGAGGGACGUCGCUACUGUGAUCCUGUCGUCCUGACCUACCAGGCUGAGCGGAUGCCCGAACAGAUCAGACUCAAGGUGGGAGGAGUGGACCCUAAACAGCUCGCUGUUUAUGAAGAGUUUGCGAGGAACAUUCCAGGUUUCUUACCAAGCAACGAUCUCUCCCAGCCCACUGGCUUCUUGGCUCAGCCCAUGAAGCAACAGGCCUGGGCCACAGAUGACGUGGCUCAGAUCUACGACAAGUGCAUCACCGACUUGGAGCAGCAUCUUCAUGCCAUUCCUCCAGCUCUCGCCAUGAAUCCGCUCACCCAAGGUCUGCGAAACCUACUGGAAGCGGUGGCUUUGGCGCGAAACUCCAGGGAUGGCAUUGCUGCACUUGGCCUCCUGCAGAAGGCUGUUGAAGGCCUCCUGGAUGCCACCAGUGGGGCUGAUGCUGACUUGCUGCUUCGCUACCGAGAGUGCCACCUGCUGGUGCUGAAAGCCCUGCAGGAUGGCCGGGCCUAUGGACCACAGUGGUGCAAUAAGCAGAUUACCAGGUGUUUGAUUGAAUGUCGGGAUGAGUACAAAUAUAACGUGGAAGCAGUGGAGCUUCUGAUUAGGAACCAUCUGGUGAACAUGCAGCAGUACGACGUGCACCUGGCACAGUCGAUGGAAAAUGGACUGCACUACAUGGCGGUGGCAUUCGCAAUGCAGCUGGUGAAACUGCUGCUGGUGGACGAACGCAGCGUGGGCCACGUCACCGAAGCGGACCUCUUCCAGACCAUUGAGAUCCUGAUGAGAACCUGUGCGCACUCCAGAGCCAACGCACCAGAGGGGCUCGCCCAGCUGAUGGACGUUGUUCGCUCCAAUUAUGAAGCCAUGCUUGACCGGGCCCACGGCGGACCCAACUUCAUGAUGCACUCUGGGAUCUCGCAGGCUUCAGAAUACGAUGAUCCUCCAGGCCUGCGGGAGAAGGCAGAGUACCUCCUGAGAGAGUGGGUCAAUCUGUAUCACUCAGCGGCAGCUGGCAGGGACAGCACCAAAGCUUUCUCUGCCUUCGUCGGCCAGAUGCACCAGCAGGGCAUCCUGAAGACCGACGACCUGAUCACGCGCUUCUUCCGGCUGUGCACAGAAAUGUGCGUGGAGAUCAGCUACCGCGCACAGGCCGAGCAGCAGCACAACCCGACGGCCAGCGUCGCCAUCAUCAGAGCCAAAUGUUACCACAACCUGGAUGCCUUCGUCAGGCUCAUAGCCCUGCUGGUGAAGCACUCAGGAGAGGCCACCAACACCGUGACGAAGAUCAACCUCCUCAACAAGGUCCUGGGCAUCGUUGUCGGCGUGCUGAUCCAGGACCACGACGGUCGUCACACGGAUUUCCAGCAGCUGCCAUACCAUCGUAUUUUCAUCAUGCUGCUGUUGGAGCUCAACGCGCCCGAACACGUCCUGGAGACCAUCAACUUCCAGACGCUCACUGCCUUCUGCAACACGUUCCACAUCCUGAGACCCACCAAAGCUCCUGGCUUUGUGUACGCCUGGCUGGAACUGAUCUCCCAUCGCAUCUUCAUUGCCAGGAUGCUGGCACACACGCCCCAGCAGAAGGGCUGGCCCAUGUACGCACAGCUGCUGAUUGACCUCUUCAAGUAUCUGGCCCCCUUCCUGAGGAAUGUAGAGCUCAACAAACCUAUGCAAAUUCUCUACAAGGGCACACUGCGGGUGCUUCUGGUCCUGCUGCACGACUUCCCAGAAUUCCUCUGUGAUUACCAUUAUGGCUUCUGUGACGUUAUCCCACCCAACUGCAUUCAGCUGCGCAACCUCAUCCUCAGUGCCUUCCCACGCAACAUGAGGCUUCCAGACCCCUUCACACCCAACUUGAAGGUGGACAUGCUCAGUGAGAUCAACAUCGCUCCCCGUAUCCUCACCAACUUCACAGGCGUCAUGCCGUCGCAGUUCAAGAAGGAUCUGGACUCCUACCUGAAGACGCGCUCACCUGUGACUUUCCUGUCUGAGCUGCGCAGCAACCUGCAGGUGUCGAACGAACCAGGAAACCGCUACAACAUCCAGCUGAUCAAUGCUUUAGUGUUGUAUGUCGGCACACAGGCCAUCGCUCACAUCCACAACAAGGGCAGCACCCCGUCCAUGAGCACCAUAACCCACUCUGCACACAUGGACAUCUUCCAGAACCUGGCUGUGGACCUGGAUACUGAAGGCCGGUACCUGUUCCUGAACGCGAUCGCCAACCAGCUGCGCUACCCGAACAGCCACACCCACUACUUCAGCUGCACCAUGCUCUACCUGUUCGCCGAGGCCAACACCGAGGCCAUCCAGGAGCAGAUCACCAGGGUUCUGUUGGAGAGGCUAAUCGUGAACAGGCCGCACCCGUGGGGGCUCCUCAUCACUUUCAUCGAGCUGAUCAAGAACCCCGCCUUCAAGUUCUGGAGUCACGACUUUGUGCACUGUGCGCCCGAGAUCGAGAAGUUGUUCCAGUCUGUGGCCCAGUGCUGCAUGGGACAGAAGCAAGCCCAGCAGGUGAUGGAGGGCACCGGUGCCAGCUAACUGUGCCAGAGAGACGCCGUGGCCUUCACUCAUGCCGCCGCCACACACCCAGCUCCCAAUUCACUGGAUAAACUGGCAACCACAGUUUCUUUUUUUGUUUUUGUUUUUUCUAAUAAAUGUGGCCGGAAGGACUACUCUUCAUGGAUCUUAGGAGUUUCGUUUUUUUCCCUUCGGGGUGGAGGGAACGGGAGGAGGAGAAGAAAAAAAAAUGCUGUUUUUAAAAAAUGCUUCUUUUGUUGUAAAUAUUGAAGAAAAAAAAGAAAAAAAAAAAAGGGAGAGCGUGGAAGUGGACGAAUAAAUGGCAGUUGACAUGUCCGCCGCCACGUACCGUUGACGUGUGAAGACACCUGAACAUAGAACUCACUACCAAAGUCCUUGGUUUGCUUCCCUCCCACACAGAUCCUAAGUUGUGACUUUUUUGUUUUGCUUUCUGAGGCUGAAUGGUUGACAAUUGAAGAGAAAAAGCUGCCUGCUACUUUGAUUUGAUUCUUUUGAUUUAUUUUUAAUUUUUUUGAGUGGGACUGAAAGUUGUGGUCAAGUCUCUCAGGAUUGAUGGUGGAGACUGGUUGCUGAUGGUUUGUCCAUUUCAAACUGGUUCUGGAGGUCUCUCCCUGGCACUUGUAUAAAAUGUGCAAAGUGAUAAUAACAUCGUAAAUGACAACUUGUACAAAGUUCUGAACUGAAGAACAAUAGAAGGACCAAUACAGCCCAUUUUGUAACAUUUUGAAUGUUUUGUAAAUGUAUUGGUCCGUGUGUUGUAUUUUGUAGUUCUUUCUAGUUUGCCUUUAGUUCUUGCUACUUUAACUGCAGUAUGCAUAAAUAAAUGAGACGACGCAUUCAA